CAGAACUAAAGACUUCUCUCUCCAAAACCAGUAUCACUGGGUUUUGGCUACUUUCCUGUUCAGUUCUCAAGUGACAGACAGAAGUGGCCAGGAUCUACAAAAGUCCCCGGUCCAGACAGCCCAAGAACCUGUAAACAAGGACCAGGUUCCAGAACUUCGGUGUGAAAGCACCUAAUAUGAGUCGGACUGCAAUAUAUGGGAACUGGUUCUUUACAACCCUAAUUGUCUAAGCGAUGGCUCACUCUUGCAAUGAGGAGGUUUGGAUGUAACGUUUCAGCACAUGAUGCAUGUUGUUAAGGCCGUAAAUACCAGACACGGAAAGACAGGAAAGCUUAAGUUCAUAACAUGAACAACUAUUUUCGGCUGAAGCUUGCUGAAUAUAGGAGACAAAAAGCUCACUCUUCGCAGUGCUCUUCCUCAGGCUACUUCCUUACCAUACCACACUGCACCAAAUGUUACAGAUGUACUGUAACAGAACAGAAUAACUUAGCAGACAAAAAGCUCACUCUCUGCAGUGCUCUUCCUCAGGCUACUUCCUUACUAUAUUGUGCUACACGAAAUGUUAUUGUAAUAUAUUGUAACAGAACAGCAUAACUUAAUAUAAAUUAUUAACAUUAUGCUUUUAGUGUAUUUUGUUUUUGACCUUAUUGUUUCAAUGUGCUUGGGACUUAAGCUAUUUUUUAUUGCUAUUUAAACUGGAUGGGUCUCUCUUUUAAAAAAGAUUUUAAACAUCAGUGGACUAAUCUGGUUAAAUAAAGGUCUAAUAAUAAUGCAGAAAAUAAACACAUAUGUGCUUCUUAUAGUAAUGAAAAAAAUCACAGCUGGUGUCUCCUGCAGAGAUAUAAGACUGUAAGCAGGAAACCUGCCUUCUGUUAACAGAAAGGUCAGUGCAUGUGUGGGAGUGACCAUGUACAGGUCUGUGAGAUCUCAUGGACUCAUCUCCGACAUUCUGCAGACCCAGACCUCGCUCACUGUCCUUUUGCUGGAUUAUCUAAAGGAGCUCAGUGAUGAACAGCUGAAGGAGUUUAAAUUGAGACUGAGUCUCCCUGUGUAUAAAGAGUUAAAGCCCCUUCCCAAGGGUCAGGUGAAGGACUUGGAUAGAACAGACCUCGCCGACAUGAUGAUAAGUUGCUACAGUGAAGCUGAUGCUCUCAAUGUCAUGCUUAAAAUCCUGAAGAAUAUGACCCUGAAUGACCUUGCUGAGAGACUGAAUGAAGACCUGCAGAAGUGUCCCCAAGCAGGAAGUGAGCUGGGUGACAUAUUGGAACAGAACACUAUCGUGUCAGAAAGACCAAAUUUCUCCAGUGCCCAGGGAGGAAAAGGAGGAAGAGAAGAGGAGGAAAAAUGGCAAAAAGACAGAGGGAAGCUCAUGUCCAGCACAAUCAAAUGUACCCUGAAGCAGAAAUGUGAGUGUGUAUUUGAAGGGAAAGCUAAGGAAGGACAGCCAACACUUCUCAGUGAGAUUUACACAGAACUCUACAUAACUGAAGGUGGGACUGGAGGAGUCAAUGAUGAACAUGAAGUGAGACAGAUUGAAACAGCAUCCAAGAAAAGGCGAACAGAAGAUACUACAGUCAAGUGCAAUGAUAUAUUUAAACCCUUAUGUGGGCGUAAGACACCUAUCAGAACUGUACUCACUAAAGGGGUGGCAGGUAUCGGGAAAACAGUCUCUGUGCAGAAAUUUAUUCUAGACUGGGCAGAAGAAAAAUCAAAUCAGGACAUUCACUUCAUAUUUGCUCUGCCUUUCCGUGACCUGAAUUUGAUUAAGGGUGAAUACAGUCUGAUUGAACUGGUUCACCACUUUGCCCCUGAUCUGAAAUCAUUUGAAUCCGCUGAGCUGUUUAGGUACAAAGUCUUGUUCAUCUUUGAUGGUCUGGAUGAGUGUCGCCUUCCUCUAGAUUUUCAGAACAAUGAGAGCUGGUUUGAUGUAACAAAGAAAACAUCACUGGAUGUGCUGUUGACUAACCUCAUUAAGGGGAAUCUGCUUCCAUCAGCUCUCCUCUGGAUAACCUCCCGGCCUGCAGCAACCAAUCACAUACCUGCUGAGUGGAUCCACCAGGUGACAGAGAUACGAGGGUUCAGUGAUGCCCAGAAGGAGGAAUAUUUCAGGAAGAGAUUUAGUGAUCAGAGACUGGCCAGCAGGAUUAUCACACAUGUGAAAUCAUCAAGGAGCCUCUUCAUCAUGUGCCACAUACCUGUGUUCUGCUGGAUUUCAGCCACUGUUCUUAAGAGGCUUUUUACUGAGAAUGAAAGGGGAAAAAUUCCAAAGACUCUGACUGAAAUGUACACACACUUCCUGAUCUUUCAGACAAGAUUUAACAGUGAGAAGUAUAUGAGAGAGUAUAAAACCAAACCUAAUAAAUACUUUGAAUCCGGCAAGGAAUUGCUUUUAAAACUUGCUAAACUGGCUUUUCAUAACCUUGAGAAAGGCAACCUCAUAUUUUAUGAGCAAGAUCUGACAGAGAAUGACAUUGAUGUCACAGAGGCUUCAGUUUACUCUGGAGUGUGCACAGAAGUCUUUAAAGAGGAAUAUGGGUUGUAUCAGGAUAAGGUGUACUGCUUUGUGCAUCUGAGCAUCCAAGAGUAUCUCGCUGCUUUAUACAUGUUUCUAUCAAACUCAUCAGCUGACCUGCUGAUGACUGGAGUUGAUCAGGCAUUAAAGAGCAAGAAUGGACACUUGGACCUCUACCUCCGCUUCCUCCUGGGCCUCUCAACAAACUCCAGUAAGGGUCUAUUAAAAAGGUUACUGGGCCAGACAAGAACCAGUUCUCAUAAUAGUAAGAAAACAGCUCAAUAUAUCAAGGAAAAAAUACAGGAGAAUUUAUCUGCAGAAAGGACCAUCAACCUCUUCCACUGUCUGAAUGAACUGGGUGACAAUUCUCUAACAGAGGAAGUACAAAGAUACCUGAAUUCAGGAAGCCUUUCAGCAGAAGAUCUUUCACCUGCACAGUUCUCAGCUCUGGCCUUUGUGUUACUGAUGUCAGAUGAGGAGCUGGAUGUGUUUGAUCUGAAGAAAUUCUUCAGAUCAGAUAAUGAGCACUGCAGGCUGCUGCCUGUGGUCAGGAACUCCAAGACAGCUCUGCUGAACAGCUGUGAUCUCAGAGAUAAACAUUGUAAAGUGUUGACUGCAGCUCUGAGAUCAAACUCUUCCCCCCUGAGAGAGCUUGACCUGAGUGACAGUGACCUGCAGGAUUCAGGAGUGAAGUUGCUCUCUGCUGCACUGGGGGAUUCACACUGUAAACUGGGGAUUCUGAGGCUGGCAGGCUGUAGAGUCACAGAAGAAGGCUGUUCUUCUCUGACUUCAGCUCUGAGGUCAAACCUCUCACAUCUGAGAGAGCUGGAUCUGAGCUACAAUCACCCAGGAGACUCAGGAGUGAAGCUGCUCUCUGCUGUACUGGAGGAUCCCAGCUGUAAACUGGAGAAGCUGCAUGUGGACCACAGUGGAGAGUGCAGGACCAGACCAGGCUUACAGAAAUACUCCUGCCAGCUGACGCUGGACCCCAACACAGCACACAGACGCCUGUCUCUGUCAGGAGGUAACAGGAAGGUGACAGGGGGGGAAGAGCAGCCAUAUCCUGAUCAUCCAGAGAGAUUUGACAGCUGGGGGCAAGUUCUGUGCAGAGAGAGUCUGACUGGCCGCUGUUACUGGGAGGCUGAGUGGGAUGGAUAUGGAGCCCGGAUAGGAAUGACUUAUAAAGGGAUCGAGAGGAAAGGACUCAGUGAUGACUGUGGGCUUGGAGCCAAUGACAAGUCAUGUAGUCUGAGCUGUCAUCCUGACAGUUAUUUUGUCUAUCACAAUAAAAACUUGACUGUCAUACCCAUAAAGCCUUCAGGCUCCCGCAGAGUAGGAGUGUAUCUGGACUGGGGGGCUGGUGCUCUGUCCUUCUACAGAGUCUCUUCUCGUGGACUGACCCACCUUUACAGAUUCACCUCCUCAUUCACUGAGCCCCUCUAUCCAGGGAUUUAUGUUGAUAGAAACUCCUCAGUAUCACUGUGAUGUGUUGCAGCAUUCUGCUGGCAAAAAGGUAAAAUCUCUGCUUCUUAACCUUUAUAAUCCUUUUUACUCUGAAAUGUAUGUUUGACAAAAAUGUCUGUGUUAAGGGAGCUGAAUAAACAUGAAAAAUA
This is a messenger RNA of Paramormyrops kingsleyae, 4125 nucleotides long. The record is from RefSeq and is a predicted model, not a curated record. NCBI's taxonomy places the organism in Eukaryota, Metazoa, Chordata, Actinopteri, Osteoglossiformes, Mormyridae.